AGAAAUUCAAGACAAAGAUAAACAGAACCGCGGCAAAACAUAAUUUCACAAUUUCUUUAUUUUUUUGUUAAUUUGGGAUGAAAAUGUCGCAUCUAGUCAGAGUUGAAGUUGCGAGACGUCGAAGCGACGUCACAAACGAGGAUCUCGAAAAAUUGUUACUCGAACUGAUUUCCGACAACUUGGAAGAGGCCAUAAUUUUACCAACACAGAAAUUGCUCAAAAUCGGGCACUUGAAAUGUCCCGUGAAGCCCGAAUUGAAGGAAAAUGUCGAAAGUUUGGUGAUCGUCGAUCAACUCGAAGAGUCAAACACAUUCAAAUUUUUCUUUUACGUCGUAAAUACCGAAGAUCCUGACACGGAAUAUUUAAGCACGGAUAAAGAUGCGGCUGAAGUUGAGGCUGGAACGCAUUGGUUGUUGCCAUUUCACGAGUUUGAAGGCUUGUACGAGAGUUUGAUCUACGAAAAAGGGUUGAAAGAGAAAUUUUUGAGUAUGGUCGAGACAACAUUACUUUUCUCGAAAAAGGGUGUGGAUCAACACAUUGUCGCCUGUAAUCGUCUCGCACUGCUUUACGGGCCUCCAGGCACAGGAAAAACCUCUCUUUGCAAAGCCAUCGCCCAAAAAUUGGGAAUUCGCAUGCAAAAAGAAUACCAUUUCACGCAUUUGAUCGAAAUAAAUUGCCACAGUCUCUUCUCGAAAUGGUUCUCGGAAAGCGGCAAACUCGUAAUGCAACUUUUUGGCACAAUUCUCGAGCUAAUUGAGAACCCGACGUCCCUUGUGAUUGUCCUGAUUGACGAAAUCGAGUCAAUUGCGUAUUCGCGAACGUCCGUAAGUAGCGCCGAGUCGACAGAUUCGUUGCGUGUCGUGAACGCCGUACUCACGCAACUCGAUAAAAUCCGAAAAUAUCCAAAUGUUUUGGUAAUGACGACCAGCAACGUCACGCAAUGCAUCGAUCAAGCGUUUUUGGAUCGCGCUGAUGUCAUUCAGUACAUUGGCCCGCCCAUCGUUGAAGCAAUUUACGACAUUUAUUCGCAAGCCUUGCACGAAUUGCGUCGUGUUGGGAUUCUCGAAGCAUUUUCUGACCUCAUUCCGAUCGAUUUGCUGAUCGAAGCAGAGAAUAAUGAGCCGUUAGUGCACGAAGUUUUGAAUGCUGCGCGAAUGAGUUUUGGUUUGAGUGGCAGAACUAUUCGAAAAAUGGCGUUUUUGACUCAUGCUCAGUUUCAGCAGAAGGAAAAAAUUGACAUUAUGGAGUUUGUGGUAGCGAUGAAAGAUACGAUUUUGAAGCAAAUUGCUGAGAAAAGGAAUGUUAAUAACAUGAUCGAAGUGACUGAGGAUCAAUAUUUGAACGAAAGUCAGUUGAUAGCGAUGGAUCCAAAUAGUUACAAUAUCGUACAAUUGAAUGGAAUGACGUUAAAUGGACAUUAAUUUGAAGCUUUCAGGUUUGAAAAUAUUUUAAGUCAAAAGAAAAUUUUAUUUUUUUGCUUCAGGCUUCAGAUUUUUGGCUUAAAAAUUAAAAAUUAAAGCUUUUUAAGAUAAUUUACUU
Messenger RNA from Culicoides brevitarsis, 1539 nucleotides. It is a transcript of the gene pch2, whose product is annotated as pachytene checkpoint protein 2 homolog. Lineage: Eukaryota; Metazoa; Arthropoda; Insecta; Diptera; Ceratopogonidae. Gene Ontology annotation, biological process: reciprocal meiotic recombination; meiotic recombination checkpoint signaling. The transcript has 2 exons. The record is from RefSeq and is a predicted model, not a curated record. Bases 78 to 1421 code for a protein of 447 amino acids. Gene Ontology annotation, cellular component: nucleus; chromosome. Gene Ontology annotation, molecular function: ATP hydrolysis activity; ATP binding.